Molecule: messenger RNA, 2219 nt
Organism: Schistosoma margrebowiei
Lineage: Eukaryota; Metazoa; Platyhelminthes; Trematoda; Strigeidida; Schistosomatidae
Source: the annotation of a GenBank genome assembly
AGUAAAAUCUGGCGACCUUUCAAGUUGUUUCGUUACUGUUCUACAAUUUCAAGUUGCCAAUGAGAUUGAUUGCUUGCAACACUUGAAAUAUUUGACAUAAGGAGGUUGUACUUACAAACCAAACAUAAACGUGCAAACGGCUUGGUGUUAUCCUGUCCUCAAUACAAAUUUAUAGAGAUGGUUGAACAGUCUCCACUUAUAUCUAGUUUAAUGUCAACUCCCAUCAGUUCAAGUCUUGGGUGUGCACGCUUAGAGCUACGAAAUACACAAUGCACACCUGUAGCAGUAUCCGAUGGCAUGAAACUUUUGCGGUAUGCUGUUUCUAUUGGAGAUUCCGAUAAAGUUUAUAAACUAUUGAGGUUUUCAAAUAUAUCACCAAUUGACUAUGGUGCUGAUAUGCCUGUUAUCUGUAAGGCAGCUGGGAAAGGUUAUACGGAUAUUGUUGGUCUCCUUAUCAGACAUGGUGCAUCAGCAAAUGCAAGGUCAACUGAUGGUUCUACACCCUUAAUUUAUGCUGCUGAUGGUGGUCAUCUCACUGUUUUAUCACUGCUGUUAGAUGCAGGAGCGUUAGUCAACACUAUUAAUUGCCAUGGUGAAUGCGCUCUUACCCGUGCUACCCGUCGUGGAUGGGUUCAUUGUGCACGAUUUCUCUUAAGCCAUGGAGCUAAUCCGAAUCCGAUGCCAUCUGAUGGGCAUACUUUUGUGGUAUCACCACUACAUUUAGCUCGCCAAAUGCAUCAAACAGUUAUAGAACAAGAUAUUUUAAAAAGAACAGUUGAGGUUGAUAAAGCUGUUGCUGAAAUAGUAGCAACGACUCUACCAAAUCAUCUGACUUUGAUAGAACCAGGACAUUUACCAGAGACAAUGUCUUUGAGUUUGUUUCCUGUUCAAAUCUUCUCUUCAGAAGAGCUUAGUCGCUUUGUUUUGUACUUUAAAACACCUCCUGGGUAUGGCUCACGCAGUGUACAAAUGGGGAAUAAAGAAUCUUCCAGUGGAUCGACACCGUCUGACGAGCUGAUAUUCGUAUAUGUGAUUCGAGCGCAGUUAUCAGACAAUCAUGUCUCUUGCUGGCUCACUGGACCUCCCAUGGAAUCACUAUCAUUGAGCUUUAAUGGAACAAAAAAACACUGUACCGUGAUACCCUUGUCUUCCGAGUAUUCUGGUAUUUGCGUAUAUUCAGUAUCUACAGUAAUUAGGAGUGGUGGACUUAAUACUAUCUGCCUAGAGCUACGUACCCAAGACCAAUCAAUUGGUGAAACAGCUCAGAUGUCAAAAAUCGACAGAAUAAGGUUUACUAACUUUCCUUCAAAGACAACAAAGAACAAUACUUUCGAGAAUACAUGUCAAGAUGAAUGCUGAGUAUGGCUUUUAAUUCUAAAAGAAAGUCCUGUUCCGUUACUUCGCGUCGAUUAUAAAACCUAUGGGAUUUUGUUAAGUCGAUAAUUAGACCAAGUUUGUACUGAAAAAAUAAACAUUUGUUUAAUCAGAGAGCUUUACCGGUUCCGCUGUUUUGAAUGCAUCAUCUACGUGAAAUACAUCAUCCGGAUCGAUGAAAUGAUCAAACUUAUUGUCUAACGGUGUUUUGAAUGGAAUGAAUAUAUCUAAUAUCAUGUCUCCCAUACGCGGACAUUUCAACCAUCUACGAGGUAACAUAGGGAUUCCUCUAUUAUUCAUUCUGAAAACGAACGAAGAGUAAUCAUAAAAGUACAUAGAAAUUUGUGUGCAUCAGAGCAGUACAAAACGGAAAGUGAUAAAACAAGCGAUGCUUAUAGCAAUCAUUAGAUGACCAGAAUAACCUUCGAGUUCAUGUGAUACUUAUGUAAGUUGAACUUUUUAUCUGACUUUCAUUUUAAGUCACAACAUUUUUAAACAAUAUGAUGAGAUUAAAGCUAAAAUUUAAUAGUGAUUGUUCCUAGUAUGAUCUGAAUCAAUGAAUACUUUGAUAAUCUACCAAAUGUCGAUCAUCAAUUCGCGAUAUCGGUGAGUAAUGGGCGUUAGAAAAGCCACAAAAUAUCCACUUUCAUGUUUUGCAAUUAACGUUUACAAACUCCAUGCAAGAAGUACGCGCUGGUUUAAAGGUACUUACACUGGCUAUCCUCUAAAUGCUUAAUUAACCUUUUAAUAUGCUAAAACCCUAUUUUCCCAAGGUUAUAAACUACAAAUACAGGAUAUUUUCAACAGGAAUUUCUCGGCUUUGGGAACAAUAAAAGCUUUUUUAU